AUUGAAAGACACUCACCAAGUCACUCCAAUUGUGUCCUAGACAGUACCCAAACGACUACUAUGGCCAAACAAAACCAACUCUCGUUCCUCACAUCAGCCACUCUUUUGGUCAUUAUAGUUUCUGUUUCGGAAACACUUUCUCGCCCUCUUGUGGAGGAACACUUGUUAAAGCAACAUGAGGAGUGGAUGGCGAUCCACGGGCGCAUCUACAAGGACGCGGUCGAAAAGGCGAAACGGUAUGAGAUAUUUAAAGAGAACGUUAAGCACAUCAACGCCUUUAAUAAUGGUAAGGACAAGGGGUAUAAACUGGCUGUGAAUAAGUUCGCAGACCUAACCAAUGAGGAGUUCCGCGCUUCCUACACCGGCUACAAGAGGAGGCCCACCAGGGUCCUGUCCUCUGUGGAUGUGAAACCGUUCAAGUACGCGAACUUCACCGCCAUUCCAGCUGCCUUGGAUUGGCGAACCAAGAAGGCCGUGACGUCUGUCAAGGAUCAAGGCGUCUGCGGAUGUUGUUGGGCAUUCUCGGCAGUGGCAGCUAUGGAAGGGCUUACCCAGCUCAAGAAGAGGAAGUUGGUGCCACUCUCGGUGCAAGAACUUGUCGAUUGCGAUGUUAAUGGUAAGGAUAAAGGCUGCAGGGGCGGUUACAUGGACAGUGCCUUUGAGUUCGUAAUAAGCAACGGCGGCCUCACGACUGAGGCAGAAUAUCCUUACCAGGGAACUGACCGGACCUGCAACAAGGCCAAGACGGCAAAACAUGCAGCCUCGAUAACCGGAUACCAGGAUGUGCCAGCCAACAACGAGAAGGCCCUCUUGCAGGCCGUGGCGAACCAGCCUGUCUCGGUGGCAAUCGAGGGGGGAGGGUUGAAGUUCCAAUUAUACUCAAGUGGCGUGUUCACGGGCUCGUGCGGGACCGACAUCGACCACGCAGUCACAGUGGUUGGGUACGGGAAGACCUCUGGGGGGAUCAAGUAUUGGCUGCUGAAGAAUUCAUGGAGCACCGAGUGGGGCGAGAGCGGGUACAUGAGGAUCCAGAGGGAUGUGAGCUCUAAGGCUGGUCUCUGUGGUCUUGCCAUGAAUGCUUCUUAUCCAACUGCGUGAAGAAAGGAGAAGAUAAAAAAAUAAAUUAUGAGCUUAUAUAUCUCAUACUAGUUAUUGGGCGCUCUGCAGAAGAAGCGAGUUUUUAAGUAACGCUACGUCACUCUUUUUUCUUUUUCUUUUUGUGGGGGGGUGUCAAACAACAGAAACUCUAUGUUGUUUGCAAAACUAAGGGCCUGCCAAUUAAAGUUGUACCAAGUGUUUCAAAUUGUUGUGUGGGCCAAGAUAAAGAAUAUGUUCUAAUGAAUGCAUGAAAUGGUUUAAUCAGCUUGAUUU
Eucalyptus grandis is the source of this 1371-nucleotide messenger RNA. Its product is annotated as senescence-specific cysteine protease SAG12. Gene Ontology annotation, molecular function: cysteine-type endopeptidase activity. The transcript has 2 exons. The record is from RefSeq and is a predicted model, not a curated record. Gene Ontology annotation, cellular component: lysosome. NCBI's taxonomy places the organism in Eukaryota, Viridiplantae, Streptophyta, Magnoliopsida, Myrtales, Myrtaceae. The coding region runs from base 61 to 1098 and encodes 345 amino acids.